Moneuplotes crassus is the source of this 768-nucleotide messenger RNA. The record is from the annotation of a GenBank genome assembly. NCBI's taxonomy places the organism in Eukaryota, Ciliophora, Spirotrichea, Euplotida, Euplotidae.
AUGGAAUCUUCUUCAAGCAAGACAGGAUAUCUGUUCUUCACCAGACAUGGAGAAAGAGCUGAUGACAAGAAGGUCAAGGAGUUUAGUCGCAUUAAAUUCUCUGGAGAUCCACCCCUCUCUAAAAGAGGCUAUGGUGCACUUAAAGAACACGGAGAGAAGAUCAAUACUUACAUCACAGAAACAUUAGGAUAUGAAGGAAAGAUUACUGCAGUCACAUCUCAUUUCAUUAGGACUAUUCAGACUGCAAAUUCAAUUUGCCAUUGCUUAGCUAACCCAAUCGGUUACAAUGAUGCUGAAGGGACAGAGCAUGAAGGAGUUAUCUUAGUGAACCCAAGUAUUUGCCUCGGACAUUCUUCUGGAAACUUUAAAUCUAACCCCUUCGGAAAAUUUCUUUAUGAUAAAGAGAAACCAGAAGACCUUAUCAAAGACUAUUGUGAGGAAGACUCAAAGUUCGGAUACGUUGAUGAUGAGAGCAGAACAGUCGAUAGACCAAAGUAUCCAGAGUCUAAAACAAAGUCAAGAUACAGAGAAGCUUUCUUGGAUAUUGCCACUCAGCAAUUCCUCAACGACCCUUCCUUCAAAGCUGGAGAUACUAAAGUGGUUAUGAUGUUCUCUCAUUCAGAUUGCUACGGCACUUUCUGUAAACUAUUUGAUGAGGAGUACAAAGCAUCAAGCCCUUGCUAUGGAGCUACUGCUGUUAUCAAGUAUACAAUAGACUCAGAAGAAAAUGAAUUGGUUGCAGAAUCACUUGACCAUGUAAUUGUCUAA